This is a messenger RNA of Charadrius vociferus (killdeer), 4834 nucleotides long. It is a transcript of the gene CEP170, whose product is annotated as centrosomal protein 170kDa. Gene Ontology annotation, cellular component: centriole. The record is from RefSeq and is a predicted model, not a curated record. NCBI's taxonomy places the organism in Eukaryota, Metazoa, Chordata, Aves, Charadriiformes, Charadriidae. Gene Ontology annotation, molecular function: protein binding. The coding region runs from base 1 to 4755 and encodes 1584 amino acids. The transcript has 19 exons.
AUGAGCUUAACAUCCUGGUUUUUGGUGAGCAGUGGAGGCACCCGCCAUAGGCUGCCACGAGAAAUGAUUUUUGUUGGAAGAGAUGACUGUGAGCUGAUGUUACAGUCACGAAGUGUGGACAAGCAACAUGCUGUACUUAACUAUGAUGCCUCUACGGAUGAACACUUGGUGAAGGAUCUGGGCAGCUUGAAUGGGACAUUCGUGAAUGAUGUGAGGAUUCCAGAACAGACAUACAUCACUCUGAAGUUAGAAGAUAAAUUGAGAUUUGGCUAUGAUACUAAUCUUUUUACUGUUGUCAGGGGAGAGAUGAGAGUCCCUGAAGAAGCACUUAAGCAUGAAAAAUUCACAAGCCAACUCCAAUUAUCCCAAAAAUCUUCAGAGGCAGAAGGGUCGAAGCAAACCAGCUCCAAAAGCUCAGAGUCCAAGGUAGCAGACUCCACAGCUGAAGUUCACCACAAAACUACAGAAGCACUGAAAUCUGAAGAAAAAUCAAUGGAUCUUUCUGCCAUGCCUCGUGGGACACCUUUGUAUGGACAGCCAGCCUGGUGGGGUGAUGAUGAAGCUGAUGAAAAAAGCGGAUGUAAGCCAGAUAGCAAGCAGGAAGAAAAAAUUAAUGAGACGGGGGCUUCAGGAUGCAGUACAGAUGCCAAGCAAGCUGAGGAGCAAUCUGCAGCUGCAAGUGAAGAACUUUAUCCUUUCUGUAGGGAGCCAAGUUAUUUUGAAAUCCCUACAAAAGAAUUUCAGCAACCUUCGCAGGUAGCAGAGAGCACUAUUCAUGAAAUUCCAACAAAAGACACCCAAAGCUCCCAUGCAGCAGGUGCAGGGCAUGCUUCCUUUACCAUUGAAUUUGAUGACAAUACUCCAGGAAAAGUAACAAUCAAAGAUCACGUGACAAAAUUCACAGCGGAACAGCGUCACAAGUCAAAAAAGCCUUCUUCCUCCAGUGGUCAGGACCUGCCUGGGCUUCAAACGGUGAUGAUGGCUGCAGAGAGCAAAGUAGCAGAUUGGCUAGCACAGAACAAUCCUCCUAGAAUGAUAUGGGAACCAACAGAGGAGGAUUCCAAAAGUAUUAAGAGUGAUGUUCCAGUGUACUUGAAGAGACUGAAAGGGAAUAAGCAUGAUGAUGGUACGCAAAGUGAUUCAGAAAAUGCUGGUGCACACCGGCAUUACAGUAAGCGGGCAGCACUUGAAGAACACUUAAGGCAUCAUCAUACAGAGCUGAAAAAGUCACACCAGAAAGUCCAUUCCAUGGAAAAGCAGCAAGAGCAAGCCGGUUUGACCAGCUCAUCGCAUCACAGAGCAGUACAUGGUGUUCAUGCAAAACUUCUAAAACAAAAAUCAGAAGAACCCUCUGCUGCAUUACCUGUCUUACAGGCUGCAUUGUUAAGGAGUUCGGGAAGCCUUGGCCAUAGGCCUAGUCAGAACCAGGACAUGGACAAAAAGUUGAAAAGCCAACAUAUUUCUGCUGCUACUGAAAAGGACAAUGAGGAUGACCAGAGUGACAAAGGUACUUACACUAUUGAGUUGGAAAAUCCCAAUUCUGAAGAAAUGGAAGCCCGUAAAAUGAUUGACAAGGUAUUUGGAGUGGAUGACAGCCAGGAUUAUAAUAGGCCUGUUAUCAACGAGAACCAGAAAGAUUUAGUAAAAGAUUGGGCUAUAAAUUCUGCUACAGUAGUGCUGGAAGAAAAAAGACCACUGAGUACAACUGGAUUUCUUGCCACAGAGGAAAGUUCUACUGCCCCUGGAGGUAAACGUUGGGUAUCACAGUGGGCCAGUUUGGCUGCUAAUCACACACGCCAUGACCAAGAUGACAUCAGAUUGGAGUCAUCUGUGCCUGCUCCAUUAGAAAACGACACAGACAUCAGCGAGUCUGGUAUUUCCGUUCGAAGCACUGGUUCAGCUGCUUCAGUGACCAGCCAAGGUGAGCGAAAGAGGAGGACACUUCCACAGCUUCCCAAAGAGGAGAAAGUGAAUGAAAGCUCAAAAGCAAAAAGUACAUCUCAUCAGAGAUCAGAAAUAGGUGAAAAGCAAGACACUGAACUUCAGGAGAAAGAAACUCCAGGUCGUGCGUCAGAUGCUGACAGCAGAACUAUAGCCAAGUCAAGCAGAACAAUGAAUGGUCUUUCACCCAAAGCUACUGGAGACAAAGUUUUUUCUUUUCCCAACUCUUCCAGUAAAGAGAGAGUUGAAACUGGCAGAGAAACUUCUGUGGUGAAACAAGCUUUAGCAAAAAUUCAGCAACAAGAAAGAAAGGAACAAGGACACUGGGCACCCGCAAAACUAUCCUCUACAAAAUCUGCUACAAACCAGGUUGAGAAAGGCAGGGAGGAGAUUGCUAUGUCACCCAAAACUUCAGAUAAUCAGGACAAAGCUCCUGGAUAUGCUCCCGAUAAAGCAGAAAUGAAGUUGGCACAGAGUGAGGGAAAAAGAAGAAAAAAUGAGGAAACUAUUAAAGGACAAAGUCCCAAAGCACCUGGAGGAGAAAAAAAGGAAUCUUCCAAACCGUUAGUGAGGCAAGGUAGUUUUACUAUAGAUAAGCCUAGCACAAAUAUACCCAUAGAACUUAUUCCUCACAUUAAUAAGCAAACUGGAUCUGCUGCCCCUUUAGCAUCUGCAAACAGGUUACGUGACAGAAGUGAUUCAAUGGACACUGAUUCCAGUCUAGAUACAACACUCAUUUUAAAAGACACAGAAGCUGUAAUGGCUUUCCUUGAAGCUAAAUUGCGUGAAGAAAAUAAAACUGAUGAAGGUCCUGAUACUCCUAGCUAUAACAGAGAUAAUUCCAUAUCACCAGAAUCAGAUGUAGAUACAGCCAGCACAAUCAGUCUCGUUACUGGUGACACUGAAAGAAAAUCCACACAGAAGCGGAAGAGUUUUACAACCUUAUAUAAAGAUAGAUGUUCCUCUGGUUCCCCUUCAAAAGAUGUUUUAAAAUCUUCUGCAACAAGUGCCAGAGAAAAGAUGGAAAAGAAAACUAAAAGUCGAUCUUCAGAUGGUGGGUCUAGAGCUGAUGCUCGCAAAACUGUGCAAUCCAGUGGAAGAAUGAGACAACCAUCGGUGGAUUUGACAGAUGAUGACCAAACAUCUAGCGUACCUCAUUCUGCCAUUUCUGAUAUCUUAUCAUCUGACCAGGAAACCUACUCUGGCAAAUCACAUGGAAGAGUUCCUUUUGCCUCAGCAGAUGAACUUUUACAUUCCAAAAUGGAAGGAAAGUCAUCUAAAUCAAAAACCUCUCCUGUUGCACUUGGGCAAUCUAGUAAAUCUACCACUCUUCCAAGACCUCGUCCUACAAGGACUUCUCUCUUGCGCAGAGCACGGCUUGGUGAAGCCUCAGAUAGCGAGCUUGCUGAUGCCGAUAAGGCUUCAGUGGCUUCCGAAGUGUCCACUACAAGUUCUACGUCAAAACCUCCAUCAGGGAGGAGAAGUAUUUCCAGAAUAGACUUACUUGCCCAACCUCGCAGAACUCGACUUGGCUCUUUAUCAGCACGUAGUGAUUCUGAAGCAACAAUAACUAGAAGCACUGCCUCAUCUCGUACUCCAGAAGCUAUUAUCAGAAGUGGUGCAAGGUUAACGUCAGCAGGAGACAGUAGUAAAGUUUCUGCUAGAACUCGAGCCAAUAGCAUUUCCCGACUUUCAGAUUCAAAAUCCAAAUCUUUGGCUUCAGCUCAUAAUUCUCCCUCAGUUAGUGCAAGAUGGAGGCGCUUUCCUACAGAUUAUGCUUCCACCUCAGAAGAUGAAUUCGGAUCAAACCGUAAUUCCCCUAAACAUACCCGUCUACGUACCUCUCCAGCCCUGAAAACCACGCGACUGCAGAGCACUGGGACAGCAGCUCAAAGUAGCAAUACAUUCAAACACAGAAUAAAGGAACAGGAAGACUACAUUCGUGACUGGACUGCUCACCGAGAAGAAAUAGCAAGGAUCAGUCAAGAUCUGGCUCUCAUCGCACGGGAAAUCAACGAUGUAGCAGGAGAGAUAGAUUCAGUGACUUCAUCAGGCACUGCCCCCAGUACCACAGUAAGCACUGCUGCCACCACCCCUGGCUCUGCCAUAGACACUAGAGAAGAGUUGGUUGACCGAGUAUUUGAUGAAAGUCUCAAUUUUAGAAAAAUCCCUCCAGUAGUGCAUGCCAAACCACCGGAGGGAAAUGGUCGGCCUAAUGAUGCUAGACCUCAGCUAACAGAAGCCCUCGAUCCCCCAACCAUUACCCGGAGAAGGACUUGGAGCAGAGAUGAAGUUAUGGGGGACAGUUUGCUGUUGUCCUCAGUCUUCCAAUUUUCUCGCAAGAUAAGACAAUCCAUAGACAAAACAGCUGGCAAAAUCAGAAUAUUAUUUAAGGACAAAGACAGAAAUUGGGAAGAAAUUGAAAACAAGUUGCGAGCUGAAAGUGAAGUUCCUAUUGUGAAAACAUCAAGCAUGGAAAUAUCGUCAAUAUUACAGGAAUUGAAACGAGUUGAGAAACAGCUGCAAGCAAUUAAUGCUAUGAUCGACCCCGAUGGUACCCUGGAUGCUCUGAGCAACUUGGGAUUCGUCAGCCCCAUCUUACCAGCUCAGCCGAAGCCGAAACCCAGUCCCGUUUCCCAAAGUACCCGCCCUCAAGUGCAGCCAAACUGCCAGCCCGAAGCUCGGGCUCUUCGACCCGCCGCUGUCCCUGUUGCACCUGAAUUUGAGAAUGCUGAAUCCGAGUCGGACUUCAGCAUACAUUUCAAUAGGUUUAACCCAGAUGGGGAAGAGGAAGAUGCCACACUGCGUGAGUGACAUCUCAGUGUUGAUACAAAAACCUUUCAUGUGGAAUGUUUAGGAAUAAAGGAAAAAUUAUAAUAUUGGUUUUAUAAUU